Molecule: messenger RNA, 2597 nt
Organism: Coregonus sp. 'balchen'
Lineage: Eukaryota; Metazoa; Chordata; Actinopteri; Salmoniformes; Salmonidae
Source: the annotation of a GenBank genome assembly
CUCUGGCAGAUGCAUUAAGGGGAAAUAAAGCACUUUCGCCGACCCCCAACUAACACUCGAGACAAACACCACAAGUCCACAACCACUCAAGAUGACCCCAUUGGGAAUGGUAUGGACAGUGGUGUGUUUGUGGACAACAGGUAGGACCGCAAUAUUCUGUCUACACACUGUCAACAAGUUAUUCUCUGUUGAGGCCUCAGGAACAGGAUUAGACCUACCUUGACACCGAGUGCAAGUCAGAGUGUUAAGUGUGUGUGUUAUUUGUUAUUUGCUUAUCAUUCCAUUUGUGGAAAGGUCGUUAUUUCUGACUAGUCUUGUGUAUUUUUGCAAUAAGGUUUCACACCAGAAAAGGUUAAGGGAGUUAAUGGAGCGUUGAAGAGGCCCCUGUGUUUUCUUUAAGUUUCUUUAUAUAAAGUUCUUUAAAAUAUUUAAGUGAUUUGAGUGAUAUGUUGUUUUAGUCUGUGAUGAUCGAAUAACAGUAAAUAAAAACAGUAUGCUGGAGCCAAAAUGCACAGACCCUCAAUAUUGUCUCCAAGACAUGACUGAAAUUCAAAGACGACCAAGAGGUAUUCUUAAAUCUACGAAAGCUCUGCAGUUAAGAUAUUUAUACAUAUUUCUGUGGACAUUACAUAUAAAGAAGCCAAGCAAAACAGUUCAGCAGUGUCUAACACAAUGUUUGCUUCAUAAUGUCGCCUCGAUAGAUAAGUCUCUCCUCUAACCUUUUAUUUGUGUUUCUUCAUGGUUCCAAGGUGCUAUCAUUUAACAUUUCCACUCUUGCAAAACUACUGGUUUGAUGAUAGUGUUGGUUUGUGCAUGUUUAGGUUAUUUGCUUCAUUUUACAUGGAGCAGUCUCAAACCUUCUGUUUUCUUUCUGUCUUUCUAACUUACUAUAUGUAUUUCAAGUAUAAUGUAUCUGAUUUAAAUAAACAGGUUUUCACAACACUGGUGAAAGCACAAUCAUUUAAUUACAUUGACGCACAAACAGACAAUGUUUCAAACUUAUACGGCUCUUUGUCAGGUGAAAAUAUUGUAGGACAGCAUACGUGUUACGGACAUCCAUCAUGUCUUCUUAUUAUUUUGAUCUCUGUCCAGCACGCACAAAUGGCAAUAGGACCUUAUUCCAUCAGUAUUGUUUAUAUACUGUAUGUUUCCUUUGAUGUGGUGGAAGUUUGUUUAGCCAAACUAAACCUCCAUUCGCGUCUCCUAUCCCAGUGUCCAGCCAGACACCAAAAGAGUCCGACUUCGUCCGCUACCCCCGGAUCAAUGACACAGAGGUCCUCACCUGUGAGUGUUCCAGCCGCUCCUGCCAGGAGGUCUUCUGGUUCCGCACUCUCCAUGGCAACCUCUGCUUCCAGUUCCUUCUCAGACUCAACAAUGCUGGCCGGACCAUCCACAAACACGGUGUGGACCAACACCGGUUCAAGGCCAGUCAGCGGGAUGGGGGAAGCAAGAUUACUUUCACACUGCGCAUCAUUAACAUAAUGGCAGAGGAUGCAGGGCUGUACUCCUAUAUGCUCCAGAACCAGAAAGAGAAUGAGCUGUGGAGGCUAGGAGUUCUUCUCAGACCUGGAGGUGAGAGGAACCCAUUUCCCUGCAUGGCACUGACAUUUCCCAUUCUUCUUAUGGCUGAUUAGAGAUGAGAAGAUUCCUGAAUUAAUCCAGAAUUCCAAUAUUUCCGAGCUAGAACUAGUUACACAACAAUGGAAUGCACUCUCUUACACUAUACUACUUUAUUAUUUUUUUAAUGGCCUGAGAACAGACCAAUUUCCUGAUUUUCAAUAUUCUACCGAAACAGUUUAAUUCAGAUUUUGCUUUGUCUCUCUUCACAGAGCUGAGUUGGAAUUCAUUUAAUUUCUAGUGAAGUCAGGACGUCAGUGGGCAAUUCAGCCUUAUUAUCGAAAAGAAAAAGCAAUUAGAAGUUAAUAUUCCCUUGCGCCAGUUGAGUUACCGUCUCAGCUUCUUCAUCUGUCCAAAUCUCCUUCAAUUAUCUUUUGUGUAUUUCGUCUCGCUCACAGUGUGUUUUACAUCCAUCAUAUUGUAAAACACCAGAAACUCGGCCAACAUUACCCCCCAUCACAAAGCCCCAGCCCCAAGGCAUCCCAAACGGCUGCUGCACCAAAAGCAACUACCAAACCCCAAAAGGUAAGGUUCAUAAGUUUAACGAGUCUGUCCAAUAAGUUGUUUGUUGUAACAAGUUGAAUGUGUUAAGCUAAAUCCACAUUAGAUUAUCCCAUAAAUUGGUGACAUCUCGUUCUCUCUUUUGGAGAACCAGGGUUAUGUCUGUAACCCCAAUGUUAUGUAACUAGUCACGUUGAUACGAUAUACCCCAGCUGUUUAAACAUUGUUUAACAGGUUUUCUGUUGUCUUCCAGGCUGUGGCUCCAAGGUUCUCUGGCCUUUGGUUGGAGUACUAUUGGCCCUGGCUGUGGCUUUGAUCUCCACACUGUACUACUUCAGCCGUGAGCCACUUCUCUCCUUCCUUGCCUUCAGAUAAAGCAAUAUAGCAGAACCAACAAGGAAUGUGCUCCAGUGCUGUUUGUAAUUAGCAUAGUCAAUUGUCAAAGAUGCUGGUCAUACAGGGCCAAAGCCAUACUAGAG